AUGACCGUGGUGGCUGGAGAUAACAUGGACGAGACCUCGGCACUGCCCGGGCACCCGCUGGACUCGUACUUCCCUUACCACGACGACCACGAAUGCAGCGAGAGGGUGGUCAUCAACAUAGCGGGGCUUCGCUUCGAAACGGAGCUAAAAACCCUGGCGCAGUUCCCAGAGACUCUGCUGGGCAAUCCCAAGAAGAGAAUGCAGUACUUCGACCCGCUGAGAAACGAAUACUUCUUUGAUAGAAACCGUCCGAGUUUCGACGCCAUCCUUUACUACUACCAGUCCGGAGGCCGGUUGAGAAGACCGGUGAACGUACCCCUGGAUAUGUUCUCGGAAGAGAUAAAAUUUUACGAGCUCGGGGUGGACGCGAUGGAAAGAUUUCGCGAGGAUGAGGGGUUCAUACGGGAGGAGGAGCGUCCGUUGCCUGAGAAAGAAUUCCAACGCCAAAUGUGGCUUUUGUUUGAGCACCCCGAGAGUUCAGGGCCAGCGAGGGGAAUUGCUAUAGUGUCUGUCAUGGUCAUUCUGAUUUCAAUCGUCAUAUUCUGCUUAGAGACUUUACCCGGACUGAAAGAAGACCCCGCGGGCCGUAUGCAGGUCGUGGGCAACAGUACAUUCUACUACAAACCAAAUAUAUUAACAGAUCCGUUCUUUAUUGUGGAGACCCUCUGUAUCAUCUGGUUCUCGUUUGAGUUGAUAGUGCGGUUUUUCGCCUGCCCCAGUAAGGCGGCUUUUUUUAAGAACGUGAUGAACACUAUUGACGUGGUGGCCAUCAUUCCCUACUUUAUCACACUGGGGACAGAACUAGCGGACGAUCAGGAAAACAAGGAGGUGAAAGGCGAGCAGGCGACGUCCUUGGCUAUCCUCAGGGUAAUCCGUCUGGUCAGGGUAUUCAGAAUAUUCAAGCUGUCGAGGCACUCGAAAGGGCUGCAGAUUUUGGGGCAGACCCUCAAAGCCAGUAUGCGGGAGCUGGGACUUCUCAUUUUUUUCCUAUUCAUCGGUGUCAUCCUGUUCUCCAGCGCUAUUUUCUUCGCCGAAGCCGAGGAGAGCGGCUCUCACUUCAGCAGCAUCCCCGACGCCUUCUGGUGGGCAGUGGUAUCCAUGACGACCGUAGGAUACGGGGACAUGUACCCGGUGACGAUAGGGGGCAAGAUCGUGGGCUCUCUGUGCGCGAUCGCCGGUGUGUUGACGAUCGCGCUUCCGGUGCCUGUCAUCGUCUCUAACUUUAAUUACUUCUACCACAGGGAGACCGAAGGGGAGGAGCAGGCCCAGCUUUUAAAUGUCAGCGCACCGAACAUCGCGUCUGACUCCAAUUCGAGCCGCCGCAGUUCUUCCACCGUCAGCAAGUCAGAAUAUAUGGAGAUCGACGAGGACAUAAACAAUAGCAUUGACAAUAUACGAGAGGCAAACCUCAAAACUGGAAACUGCAUCGUAGCCAACCAAAAUUGUGUUAACAAAACCAAGCUGCUAACUGACGUAUAACCUUAAUUCCCGCCGCCGUUCGAUUCAAAUGAAUCUUCCUUGUAUAGCCUGUUCUGUAAUUAGCAUAUAUCCGAAAGCUUUAUUUGCCUAAUUGCGAUUAUUAAGCUCAGCGAGAUCAAAAGAGGAAAGGGAGAAGGCUACAUGAAAGAUGAAUAUCUUUUAUUUUGAAAUGGGAUCUUUCCAAGUUCGUAGCCUACAGGAUACAUCGGUUAAUCUGGGUGAUUAAAAUAUGACUGUACAACGCAUCCACUACCCCGGACUUCUUUCAAUUGCUUGUCAAAACAGACUAAUUAUUGGUUUUAAAAAUAUAUAUGUUAUGCAUGGACUGAUGCAGCAACCUGGAAAGAAUGUCUUCUGAAAACGCACGCAUCUGCAGCUAUCGAUCUACGUACUGCAUCGUGACAGGUGAACAAGCUCCACUAACCAGCCUAAAGCACUUUAACGAAACCACAAAAAGACUGGUCUAUCGCAGCGCAAGGAAACGAUCGUCUCCAAGACAUCUACAAUGCUGCUACUUUAUCGCAGAUGCUGUAAUUUCAGAAUGUUGCCAGGUGGACCAUGUGAGAUGCUGUGCCCUUUAUAUGCUCGAUAGCACAAUGGCAAGAACGGAAGAAAACGUUAAAUAUUAGCAUGUUCAGAUACUCUUAUUUUUUAAUAUUGGCAUGCGUGAGACAUUACCUCAUUGCAAUUUGACAUUUUUGUUGUUUGAUCCGAGUUUUAUUAUUAUUCUGAUUAUUCUUAUUCUUAUUCUUAUUAGUUUCUCAGUUGCUUUCACCAAAAGUGCACUAGUUAUGAAUUAUUUAAGUUGUUAAUAAUUUAAAAGUAUUUAAGUGCUGAAUGUUAAAUCCAUAGGGAACAGUGAAUUCUGCAGAUCAUAGCAUGUCAAAAGUGCUCCGCAUUAUAGCCUAAUCGACUAAGGUACUGUGUAUCCUAGUAUAUUUAAUGCAUGACGUCAGCAUUAAGAAGCUUGCGGCAAUGAAUGAUUUAUUGAACGACUUUUUUCCUCGUUAUUGUUCCGGAAGUUAGGAAGCACCGUGCCCGUGGUGUGUCCGAAACAUAUCUGUGUAUGAAUCCAAGGCCAACACUGGAUAAAGUUAUUUUAAACCAUGAAAAGAUUAAACAGAAACAGAACAAAAAACGGUAUAUAAUAUAACCUACACUCUGCACCCAUUACAGUCAACAAUAUUUUAUGGGUGCACUGCAUGGACCUUCUAUGAAUAAGGAAACUGAAAAUGACAAUGUAAAUGAUGCAUCCGUAUUGCAUUAUUUUAAUAAGUUUGCUAGUGCCUUUAACCCUGUAACCCAUUGGAUCGUUGAAAGUGCCUCAUUGUACAAUAGAAUAACACAGUUUAAAGUUGACGUGGGAGCGAUUCUUUACUCUAUUGCACUAUAGUCAAUGUGUUCUUCAGUGACCAACAGACGCCGUAAGCUCACGUCAGCCAGCGUUCAGAACGGAAAGAUAGGAGUUGAAUUCUUGGUUGUGGCACGGGAGCAAGAAUGGCACCACCGCGGAAUGUACUGAAAUUAGUGUCUGAAUCAAACCACCGGGCUGCCAUGUGACCGUUCACAAUUGGCUCUGUACUGUAUUUCCCCCUCCAUGAAAAUCCCAAUAUCACUCCAAAAGCCCUAAGCAAACGAUAAGCAACCAACAAGAGUAAAAAUAAUCAAUAUCUACCAACUUUUGUGCAACAUUUAGUCAUUUUCUUUCGGUUGUCUAUAACUCAGUGUGGUCAUAUGAUUAAAUGCAGUGCUUGUUAUUCGUAAUGCUUUACUGUUCGGCUACUUGUCCGUUUUGAGACCACUGGGAUGCCGGGAAGAGUAACGUAAGCACUUAGUGUGAAUGAACCCCAGACCCUUCUGAGGUUCUGACAAUCACAAGUUAUGCCUCGCUGUAGGAUUACAGCAUUUGAGUCACAAAAUGGUCGACUUUUUAGUUUCUGUACGAGGAUGCCAGGUAUUCAAGGGACAUCAUUUUCAGCCCAUCCCCACCCAAAAGAAAAAAGGAAUUCAAUUAAAAAGCAAAAAAAAAAACAAACAGAAAGGGCAUUAUCCAAUCUUAAAAGUGAAUUGUCUCUUGUAAGAUAUUCUGGUAUACUGUUUGAUCCCUUGGACAGUUAACGGCUUUUGUUGCGGUUGCCUGGAUACCAUGAGCUCCAUGUUGGGACAGAUAUGUAUUUUUGUUCUUGAUCUGGCUUGGUCCUCCACAAUUUUACAUUCGCAACAGUUCAUAUGUGGUUAAAGUGUGUGUUUUCGGCUUUUAUCACAGGCUUUAUUAGUUUAGUACCUGUAUGCUGUGACUGCUUGCAGUCUGUGUCCCACAGACAUGGCCAGACGCUGGGUAUCUUCCCUGGUGAUGCUCUGCCAGGCCUGCACUGCAGUCAGCUUCAGCUCCUGCAUGUUUCAGGGGCUAGAUUCCCGGGGGUUAUCUCUUCAGCUUAUGGGACGCAUGUUUAUUUGGAUUUAGAUUUAGAUUUGGGAAUGACAUGGCCAGUCAAUAAUGGCCAGUUUCUGCCUUUACAAAACACAUUUGUUGCUUUAGCAGUAUGUUUUGGAUCAAUGGGCCUCAUGCAAUAAUAUUUUUUUACUCUUAUCAUGCAUUUCUAACUUCUUUUGUAUGAUGGGCUCUUACGAGCGUGUCACGUUGGGUUCAACAAAUGCUUCUAACUGCGAGGAAAUUGUCCAAAAUGAAUAUGUCUGUUAUAAUAUAGUUGAGGGGUUCUGUCGGAUAGAUGGCCGUGUGAUUAACAAGAACCAGGAAUGUCUCACAUUGUCCGUGCCUGAUCGACUAAACUGCCGUUCUUCUUCUUUUCUCUUUUUUUUCUGCCAAACAUAUGGUGGAUUGUUGAUAUAUUUCACUCCUAAACAGUCCACUAAAAUUUGCUUACAUGACAGGUCAGGGCCACUCAAAACAUUUUUUUAAUUGAAUUGAAAGUUCAAUUGAAAGAAAAUUAGAGAAUGUGCCAUGUUCUCUUAAAUCACAAAUUUUAAGACAUUUAAGUGAUUUAAGAACAAAUCUGUUCAUACGAGUGGUCCUUGCACGAGGCCUAUUGUCUUCCUGUAGGAUGAGUUUGGAGGCAUUUGCUUGAACUUGAGCUGAAAAGAUGCUUCUGUACACUUCAGUAUCCAUUCUGCUGCUGCUAUCAGCAUUUACAUUAUCAAUGAAGGCAAGUGAGCCAUCUCCUGUGCCAGCCAUACAUGGCCAAACUAUAACACCCCCACCGCCAUGUUUCACAGAUGUGGGGGGUGCUUCGGUUCUUGGGCAGUUUCUUUUGGACGCCACACUGCUCUUGCAAUCACUCUGAUAGAAGUCAACCAUGGACUCAUCUGUCCACAAGACCUUUUUUUCAGAACUCUGCUGGCUGUUUUAGGUAUGUCGAAUCAAACUUUAAUCUGGCCGUCCUGUCUUCGAGGUAACCUAGUGGCUUGCAUCUAGCAGUGUAGCCUCUGUCUUCCCCGGACAGUAGUCACUGACACAAACACAGCUGCCUCCCGAAGAGUGUUUCUCACCUGUUCAACAGGUGUACUGUACUGUCCAAUUGGACCCUUUGUGAACACUGAGCUCACCAGUGCUCUCUUUCUUCUUAAUGAUGUCCCAAACAGUUGAUUUUGGUAAGCCUAAAGCGACAAGGCAUUGUUGCGACUGACAAUGUCCAAUGGAUGUCACUGGUUGCAGUGACGUCUGGUUUAUACUCUGGGUGACUGGAGUGAGUUUGUACUUUUUUUGCAAAAACGACCACAGGCAACAACGGAACAUUCAUGGAACAUUCUGCUUUUUCAGUCAAGUGACAUUUUGGACGAUAAACUGGCCUAUGUUUGGCCACAAAAUGGCUUCCUUGACAUUCAUUUGAAAAACACCAAUAACAGUCUCGACAAAGGCAAUCAAAAGCCUAUAAUCAAGACUACAUACUCAACCUACACUAAGGGAGCAUUCCAAAACAUCUGACUAAUCAGAAACACCUGUGAAGCCAUAUGUCCCAAACGUUAUGUGGCCCUGAAAUGGGGGGACUAUGUGUAAAAGUGCUGUCAUUUUUUGACAUGGUGAAACCAAAGUGUAUGAAAAAUACCCUUAAAUAAAAGCUAAGCAUGUGCACUUUAACCACAUGUGAAAUGUUUGAUUACCAAUCUCUAAUUGUGUAGUAUAGGGCCAAUUCAAUUAAAAAACCCCAAAAACAGAUCUGUCCCAAACAUUAUGGAGCUCACUGUAUUGUUCAUAUGUUGUUCUUAGUUUUGUUUGCACCUAGUU
Molecule: messenger RNA, 5722 nt
Organism: Conger conger (European conger)
Lineage: Eukaryota; Metazoa; Chordata; Actinopteri; Anguilliformes; Congridae
Product: potassium voltage-gated channel subfamily A member 1-like
Exons: 1
Coding region: 1-1479 (492 amino acids)
Biological process (GO): protein homooligomerization; potassium ion transmembrane transport
Cellular component (GO): paranode region of axon; voltage-gated potassium channel complex; neuronal cell body
Molecular function (GO): protein binding; delayed rectifier potassium channel activity
Source: RefSeq, a predicted model, not a curated record